Penicillium griseofulvum is the source of this 1896-nucleotide messenger RNA. RefSeq names its product Major facilitator superfamily domain, general substrate transporter. NCBI's taxonomy places the organism in Eukaryota, Fungi, Ascomycota, Eurotiomycetes, Eurotiales, Aspergillaceae. Gene Ontology annotation, molecular function: myo-inositol:proton symporter activity. Gene Ontology annotation, biological process: transmembrane transport. Bases 1 to 1896 code for a protein of 631 amino acids. Gene Ontology annotation, cellular component: membrane. The transcript has 6 exons. The record is from RefSeq and is a predicted model, not a curated record.
AUGGAUAAGGAGGACAUCACUCAGAUGGACCCUGGCCAACGUUCCAGCGACGAUCAAAACAGCGCUGAGAAGGGAUACUUUGAGCAAGUUAACCUGAACAACAAUUUGUCUGCCAAGAUCAAGAAUCCUUUGGCCGACUUGACCAAGAACCAGGUGCUCCGCAACGUGGAAGAGUUUGCCGAGGAAUACAACGUGGCAGACAUCCUACCCCAGUUGAAGAAAGGAGCACUUGUUGCGCGUAACCCUACCGAGUUUGAAACAGUGCCAGACUUGACCGAGCCGGAGCUCACUGCCCUGCGUAACGAGACGCUUCACAAGUGGCGCCAGCCUAAGGCACUUUAUUUCACCAUCAUCCUAUGCUCUAUUGGUGCAGCCGUGCAAGGAUGGGAUCAGACUGGAUCCAAUGGCGCUAACCUGUCGUUCCCUGAUGCUUUUGGUAUUUCCGAUGAUCCCAAGAAGAGCCCUCACGCUGAUCGAAACCUGUGGCUCGUUGGAAUCGUCAAUGCUGCUCCCUACAUUGCCAGUGCAUGCCUUGGAUGUUGGCUCUCCGAUCCAUGCAACCGGAUUCUUGGCCGGCGCGGAACAAUUUUUAUCUCAUCUAUCUUCUGUGUCCUUACUCCCAUUGGUUCCGCAGUGGCCCAGAACUGGGAACAGUUGUUUGUGGUCCGUCUUCUCCUGGGAAUUGGAAUGGGUCUCAAGGCGUCGACAAUUCCAAUCUUUUGUGCUGAGAAUACUCCUGCUGUUAUCCGUGGUGGUCUGGUCAUGUCCUGGCAGCUCUGGACCGCUUUUGGUAUUUUCCUUGGAUUUAGUGCCAACCUUGCUGUCAAAGAUACUGGUAAACUAUCCUGGCGUCUACAGCUGGGAUCCGCCUUUAUCCCGGCUAUUCCUCUUCUAUUCGGCGUUUACUUCUGCCCAGAGUCACCUCGCUGGUACAUUCGACGAGGUGAGAUGGGCAAGGCAUAUCGGUCUCUGUGCCGUCUCCGGAACACCCCUUUGCAGGCUGCUCGCGAUCUUUACUAUAUCCAUGCUCAGAUCAAGAUUGAGAUGGACCUAAUCGGCAAGAGUAACUAUGUCACCCGGUUCAUUGAGCUCUUCACUAUCCCUCGAGUCCGCCGUGCGACUCUUGCCUCAUUCGUUGUCAUGAUUGCCCAGCAGAUGUGCGGUAUCAACAUCGUUGCCUUUUACUCGUCAACUGUCUUCAAGAACGCCGGCGCAAACGAUACACAGGCUUUGUUCGCUUCUUGGGGCUUUGGCUUGGUUAACUUCGUGUUCGCCUUCCCUGCUAUCUGGACCAUCGAUACAUAUGGUCGUCGCACUCUAUUGUUGUUCACCUUCCCGCAGAUGGCAUGGACUUUGCUUGGAGCUGCUUUCUGCUUCUGGACCCCCGAGGGUACAGGUCACCUUGCUUCGAUCGCUUUCUUCGUCUUCCUAUUCGCUGCAUUUUACUCGCCUGGUGAAGGACCCGUACCAUUCACAUAUUCGGCUGAGGUAUUCCCUCUUUCUCACCGAGAGGUUGGCAUGUCCUGGGCUGUAGCAACCUGCCUCGGAUGGGCUGCUGUGCUUUCAAUCACGUUCCCCAAGAUGCUGAGUGCCAUGACCGCCACAGGAGCAUUUGGCUUUUACGCUGGCCUCAAUGUGACUGCAAUGGUCAUGAUCUUCCUUUGGGUCCCCGAAACCAAGCAGCGCACCCUUGAAGAGCUGGAUUAUAUCUUCGCAGUUCCUACCCGGGUCCACAUGAAGUAUCAAGUCACCAAAGCACUGCCAUAUUGGUUCAAGCGGUACAUUUUCCGCCAGAAGGUUGAGCUGGAACCUCUCUACCAUUUUGACCAUAUUGCAAAUGGUAACGAGGUUGUCACCGUGUCGCAGAAACAAAGUGCCGAUGAUGUGAAGUUGUAG